CUCGAAGCUAAAAAAAAAAAAAGAAGACAAUCUCAAGCAGCUCGGUAUGAUAAUUUAUGCGAGAUCAAACUUACAGUUCCAUCGUAGAUGGACCGUUGGCGAGCGGUACAUUUUGAUUGACACCGGUCGCGCCUGGCUACCGGAAAAGAAUUUCGUGCAAUAAAUCAAACCCUUCCAAUGAUGAUUAUGAUGAGGAUUUAUGGGAAGCAAAUUAUUAGACCUGUGGGGGUGAAUUUUGACCGGCAGGACAUAAUUAUGCUUUGCCUUAGCUAAGCACCUUAAAUCACUCAUUGCGCACCAUUUCGCUUGGUUUUGUUUUUAAGUGAAAAUUUAGCACAAACUGCACAUACAAAAAAAAACCCAUCCCAUCCCACGCACUGUACCAUGGCACCGGCAAGGACACUCACGCUUUCACUAUGCGGUACGGCCACACUGCUGCUCGUAUGCUGCCUCACCAUGGUUCGGCCCGCGGCUGGCCAGGCACUCAUAACACCGCUCGAUUCGCCACUGCUCGCGAGCAAGUACCGGGGACUGCGCGAGAUCAUGUUCAACUUUAUCGGACAGACUGGCAACAAUAAGAACAAGUUCCUGUUCAAUCUAAAGAAGGGGAAGGUACAGAAACAGUUCGGUCCGGACGAUCCGUUUUUCUGCAAUACGACCGGUAUGCGGAGCGAGACGGUACCCACCUCCGUGGAUAAGCUGCGCCCGGGCGAUAUCGACAUCGUGGGAGCGAUCGGUGACUCGCUGACGGCGGGCAACGGUGCGAUGGCCACCAACAUUCUGGAGGUGCUGAUCGAAAACAAGGGCCUAUCGUGGAGCAUCGGAGGUCAGGGCACGUGGCGACAGUUUCUGACGCUGCCGAACAUACUGAAGGAGUUUAACCCGCAGCUGUACGGCUACCCAACGAAGGAUGGACUGUCCACGCGCAAGGCAUCGCUAUUCAAUGCAGCAGAAGGUGGAGCGAUGUCACAGGACAUUCCCUACCAGGCACGGAACCUCGUCAAACGGAUGCUUUCCGAUCGGCGGGUAGACAUCGCCAAGCACUGGAAGAUGAUCACGCUCAUGAUCGGUGGGAAUGAUUUCUGUGCCGAGAUUUGCUACAUGCCCACACCCGAGAAGAUUCUGCAGUACCACGAGAAGAACAUUCUCAGUGCGUUGCGCACCUUCCGAGAUUAUUUGCCCCGAACGUUCGUCAAUCUGGCCGCAAGUCCUAAGGUCGAUAUCUUGGCCCAAUUCAAAAACAAACCCCAGGAAUGCGUUUCCAUGCACGUGGUCGAAUGUCCCUGCCUGUUGGCGUCACGGUUCCGCAAACAGCGCCAACGGUACGUGAAGCUGAUCGAAGACUGGAACAUGCUGCAGAUGGACAUAGCCACACGGGAAGAGUUUCACAACCGGCCCGACUUUGCCGUCGUUUACCAACCGUUCACCAUGAAUCUCACCUUCCCGGAGACGGCGAACGGUGAUACGGACUUUACGUACAUGUCGCUGGACUGCUUUCAUCUCAGCCAGAAAGGGUACGCCUUGGCCUCGAACGCACUGUGGAAUAACAUGCUUGAACCGGUUGGGGGUAAAUCGAUGAACUGGGAGCGUGAGUUCACGCUGUUCAAGUGUCCUAGCGCGGACAUGCCGUUCCUGCGAACGCCCGGUAAUAGCUAGGACACUCUUAACCAGCACACAAGCACGCACGAAAAACAGGCACAUGGGGUCACUGCAAGCACACUUCAUCAAAAUGUGAUAUUAAAUCUGUAAACUGCAGGCACGCAAUCGCAGAGGGGGUUAAGGUGGUUUUGGAGAACGGAGGCUCUCAUUCAUCCGAUCGAGUUUAAGGUUCAUCCCAUCACAUGCUCACUGCUGUGUUCAUUCCGAUUAUACGUAAACGACACUGCCGACCUGUACACACACACACACACACGCCAAAAUAAUCCGCAUGCGGUAUCCUUCAUCAUACUCAUGUAUUAGUACAUACGGAAAACAUUUCAUUAUAAUUAGUCCCUGUUUUAUUACUGAAAACUAUUUUGGUGGUGUGUUUACUCUACUACUAAGAAGAAGUUCAUCCGAAAAUAUUUGAAAAUAAUUUGGUAAAGUACAAUAAAACACAACACUUACUAGUUUUUAUGAAGCAAAAGCUGAUCGCUUUAUUGGUUAGUAACGCGUACAAUUUAUAUUUGUGCUUUUUCAUUUGGAACAUUUCUCUGCAUAAGUUCCUUGCUACAAGUUUAGAAAAAAAAAUCGCUUUUUAUAUUGCGAUAUUAGUAAAGCGGCAAAAUGUUAGUAAAGCAUCAUGUGAAUGAAUCCUCACUUUUUCGUCCUUGUGCUUCCGCAUGGCGCGCAGGAGUGAGUAAGAGAUAAUAUAAAAGCUCCGAGUACGCUUACAACCGAUUCGCAGAUGGAAUUUAUCGCUCCAGCCGACCAAACGGGGAGCGUGCGUGCCUGAAACGUGACCGGACAAUCCGUUUUCUUAGUUUCAUUUUCGGUCUUUAUAGACGAUUGUGUCGUGUACGGAGCAGAAUCGGUUGCAUUGCUGAGCGUUGACGUUUUUUUUUUUUUUGGCAAGCAGAAAAGUGCCAUUCAUGUAAGUAACUUGUUUUUAUAGUAUAGAGUGGAUUAAAAUAUGUAAAGAAAAACUGCCAUUCCACAGUAUGCAUGUUCUACCGAUGUCCCUGUCGCUGCUUCUAAUA
Anopheles stephensi (Asian malaria mosquito) is the source of this 2678-nucleotide messenger RNA. Its product is annotated as phospholipase B1, membrane-associated-like. The record is from RefSeq and is a predicted model, not a curated record. Gene Ontology annotation, molecular function: glycerophospholipase activity. NCBI's taxonomy places the organism in Eukaryota, Metazoa, Arthropoda, Insecta, Diptera, Culicidae. Gene Ontology annotation, biological process: phospholipid metabolic process.